Molecule: messenger RNA, 4621 nt
Organism: Hymenoscyphus albidus
Lineage: Eukaryota; Fungi; Ascomycota; Leotiomycetes; Helotiales; Helotiaceae
Source: the annotation of a GenBank genome assembly
AUGACUAGCAGUCGCGCUGCUUCACUCUGUUUUGUUCGCGAUUACUUGGAGUCACGUCUAUCCAUCGUGAAGAAAUACAAAGUAAGUACUUGCAGCAAGAGGUUCAGAGCGAAUCGACCGUAUUUUGAUAUGAAGGAUUAAUUCGGCAUACUGACACUUUCUUGCCAGGUAUUGGCCGAUCUGGAUGAGGAAAUACCAGAACGUUCUGCUGCAACCUCAAUGAUGGAGACUGCAUUCCUAGUAUCUUUAUGUUCGACAGAUAUCGGGACUUGUCAAUUGGUUACUAAAUGUAUAUGGCUGUAUUGUGAAGAGGCUCGAAUCGUGGAUGAUGCAGUGUCUGGACCGAAGGCAUCAAUGACACCCAUGCGAAACAUCGAUGUCUACGUCCGAAUUUCUUCAAAAGACUUUCGUUUUACUGGAUUGGUAGCCUUUCAAAAGCGUAUCCGAGGGUUUCUUCGGCAGAUGACUUGUCCAACAGCGGGAAUUUUAGCUGCCUGGGAAACCGUCUUCCACUCCUGGCUCAAAAUCUCUAAGAUGGACCAUCUCCUCAAUCGUUCCACGGAUAGUAGGGACGAACGGGCUCUUGUAGAAUGGCGCAACUAUUCUGGAUUUCUGGCCUCUCUUGGGGGUACUUGUAUUUCAGGGCAAUCUCUACCUUCAGAAGAACAGAACCUUGCCGGCCUUACAUGGAUCGAUCAAACCCUGCCAGAUAGCUUUGAAGAAGCACCUUUGACAAAGUACUUGAAGCAGAGCGUACAGUUGCUAGCUAGCCACAAUGUCAGAAUAAGGGAGGCCAUGAGAGAAGCGCUUUCAAGCGAACUUGCCUCCUCUUUAUACUUGCCCUUAUUCGAGAAUCUGGAAGCAGAACUAGGGGUUCUUUUUGACAGUUCGAGGGCCAACACAUCGCUUUCCAUCGAAUCGCGUGUCAUCUUCGGUGAACAAGCAUCGGCGCUUCUGAGAAGCAUCGUUGAGAAAUUGGGGGGACCAGCUGAGGCUGGAACAAAUAUUUCCAUCGAUGUUGGUGCCUUGACCCUCAACUUCGCCAAGUUCUUGGAUGAGAUGACAGAAGGCGCGAGUGUACUUCGAGUUAAGAUCAAGAUCUGCCAAUUAUGUGAGAUUGUCACACAAAAGAAGGACCUGCUCAAUCUUAGGCACGAUGUACGCAUCAGAAAUCAGCUUCUGGAAGUCAUAUUUAGCUGGAUUGCUCGUCCAGACACACCAAAAGAUACUGUCAGUGCUUCUAGCGCUACCAGCGGCAGCCGCAUCGACGAGAUUCUCAAGCUCCAUAGAGAUCUUGAUCGAGCAUGUUUGAAAGCUCUGGCUGAUCUGACAUACCGCCUUCCUUUACAGCCAGCGGAGGGUCAAACCGACGCCGAUACAAGCGACCUGAAAUCACAAAUGUUUCACACGUAUUUCAACAGAUUUUUGUCCCUGCUAAACUACGAGUCGAACGAUAUAAGAAGGCACGAACUGCGCGCCCCACAAGGUGCCAUUGGAGACCCUAAUUCCCCAGGGCUUGCCAUUACUGCUCUCUCAAACCUUCUUAGCGCAAAUAUUGAUGUAGGACUCAAACAUUCCCUUGGAAUUGGCUACCACGAGGAUCUCGACAUAAGAACGGCUUUUGUCAAGGUUCUUUGCAACAUAUUGGUUCAGGGCGCUGAAUUCAAUAACUUAUCAGAUACCGCCGUGAACGAGAGAUAUGACGAGCUAAUUGAAGUAAGUCUUCUCUGGAAAUACUUGUGAAUUUACGCUGACUCCCCCAGCUUCUAUUGAAAAAUAUGGGCUUAACCAUAGCUCUUUGCGAUGCAUGUCCAAGCACGGAAGUUGAUGAGAUGACAAUUUCUUUGCUUAACAUAUUUGACUCACGAGGCUUAGGCUUUACACUUCUCGAAGGACUCAUUGAGCACGAGGUUGAGCAAACUGGUAUGUGCCUACAAUGCUUCCAAGAAUACUUUUCGACUAACAUAUUGCAGAAAACGAAGCUGAACUUCUUAGGCGGAAUUGUGUCGCGACCAAGAUGCUUUCAGUCUAUGCUAAAUGGAAGGGCGCGUCUUACCUAAAAGCUACAUUGCAAAAGGUCCUCGAGCGCCUUGUUCUCACUUCGAAAGAUUUGGAUUUAGAACUUGACCCAGCCCGUACCACUUCUCCUGAAGAACUCCAAAAGAAUGCAUUGCAACUCCGAGUAGUUACCAAAGUCUUCAUAGAUGAUAUCUGUAACUCUGCUGCCCAUAUACCGGUUUCUUUUAGAAUGAUUUGCAGCAUAGUGAGUCUCCAACGUAAAGCACUCUCCAAAUCUGCACUUCUGACUUUAUUAUAGAUAUCCACAGCUGUCAUGAAGCGAUUUCCAGAAGCCAAGUUUACUGCUGUUGGGGCCUUCAUAUUUCUGCGCUUCUUCUGCCCCGCUAUUGUUGCCCCAGAUGUCGAGGGCCUUAUUACCUCUUCGCCCUCCAAAGAAAUGCGUCGCGGGCUGUUGCUUAUCGCCAAAGUGGUGCAGAAUCUUGCAAACAACGUUCUAUUUGGUGCUAAAGAGCCAUACAUGUUUCCACUGAACGACUUCCUCACCCAGAAUAUCUACCGUGUCACUACAUUCCUGCGAGAAAUCUCUGUUAGUGCUACCUAUUUAUCUUUCUCUUUGGAUUGACUGCUAAACAGACAAAGGUUGCUCCUACCAUGAACGAGCCGUCCAUCGACUCCGAAUCCUUUGACUUCGGAUCUUGUGUUGCACUCCACAGGUUUCUCUACGACCAUUGGGAUCAUGUUCGUCAAAAGAUAGUGGUUGGAGAGAGGAAAUCUGCUGUGCCGAUGCUCGACUUCGGCAGAGAAUCUCUUCCAAUAUUGGACUCACUUCGAAAGCUUAUUAACAACCUUGGUCCUCCGCCUAUGGAUGUCUCAUGGAACCGACCGAUGAUCUCCCUUAAUACCCCGCCAUCCUAUUCUCGAUUUCAGCAUUUCAUGCUUCGAAACGCGGGCAGGAACACCGAAUCAUUGGUCUCAACUCGCGCUGUUUAUGAUGGGGGCGAAAGCAAGGUUUGUGCUGUCCUCAAUGGUUUGGAAGCUUGACUAAUCAUAGUUUAGGACGGAUUGCCGAUGAUUUGCGUCAUCUUGAGAAAUAUCGAUACGGAAGCUGUCGACUACGAACUGUUAUUGUUCGGGUAUCUAAAGAUUGCCAGUCGUAUGUGGCAUCGUCCUUUUGGUAUACUAGUUGAUGCAACCUGCUAUAAUGGGCAGAAUGAGCCACAAGAUGCCUUGUUUCGGCAGUUAGACCUGUUAACGCCAACCGAACUUUCGAAACAGCUUUCAAGAGUCUUCGUGUACAAUAUGAACAGUGCAUUUAGGUAAGUGGCCCUCUCCCACCUUCAGAACGCCAACCUUAUUUGCCUCUUAGAAAAUGUUUCCGGCGUAUUUUGCGCCUUGCUGCCAAGAGCGAAAUUAGUGCAUUCCAUCCUAAAAAUGUUGAUUAUCACCUUAUUGGUAGUCUCCAGGAUCUCCAAGCUCAUUUUCAUCUGAGCCAACUCCAUUUACCAAAAGAGACCAUCAGCGUGGUUACCGAUACUCGAUACGUUUUCCAGCCGAUUACAAGGCUGUCCAAAACGAAGGGGAAGGUGGAAGUCGUGAUCAAGGUCGGAAGUCAAUUUGUGCAGGUCACUACUGCGAAGAAGCAAGAAGUUGUGCCAGGGCUGAGACUUCACGCUACUGUCAACGACAUCUUUCGUCUCUCUGAGGUGGAUGAAGCUCCUACAUCCAUACAGACAGAAGACGACUCUGCCUUUGGUCUCAGAACGGAAAACGGAAAGAUUGUAAUGUACUUUACAAGUCCAAGGAAGCCGGAUGUUCUUCAAGCAAUCAGGGGAGCCAAAUCCAAAUAUGGAAAAGAGCUGAGGACUCUCAAAUCCUUUGAAAGACUCGUUAGGCCUCAAGAUGUACCAGGAACUCUGCUGAACAUUGCUCUCACAAACAUGGCCAGCUCUGAUCAAAUUCUUCGGCUUGCUUCGUAUAACUUGCUGUGCGCACUUUGCCGUGCAUUCAAAUUCGCCGCUGACGCCAAGUUCAUGAGUACAAAUGGUUUGUGCUUUUCUCCUUGCAUUUUUUUACUUACUAACCUCCCAUAGAACUUUGCGUUCCGCUUAAUCCGUCCCAGUUUAUCAUUGAUAUCAGUCAGCAACUAGCGCGGUCUGAGCCUCAACUCACGGUGGACUUUCUCAACGAGUUUUUCGUGGGAUGGGAGAGUUUUCCAUUUUCGCAACGACCACUGAGUCUUGCAUACAUGGCGCCCUGGCUACCAAGUUUGCGGACGAGUUUAAUGCCCACAGAUAUUGACAGCGACAAAGCCAGGGAGAAAGUUGCAACAAUUUUUCGGAAGCUCAUAGAAGUAGCUAUAUCUGAUGUCACUCUCAGUACAACUUUGGAGCACCGGGUAUGGCCUAUUAUCUGCCGGGAUGAGAUUUAUACCGAAGUCUUCUUGGAAGAAGUCAUCAAGGCGGCUCUGGGCUACGGAAUUGAAGAUGAGCGGACUGAGAUCCUUGGAUCCAUCAUUGCUUCUCUUGGAACGAUCACAAUACGUGGAAGACUCCUUUCGCGGCUCCGAAAAGCACUCAAUAGAACAUCGCUGCGCCCUACUUGA